This is a messenger RNA of Podospora pseudopauciseta, 1080 nucleotides long. RefSeq lists its product as uncharacterized. Gene Ontology annotation, cellular component: mitochondrion. NCBI's taxonomy places the organism in Eukaryota, Fungi, Ascomycota, Sordariomycetes, Sordariales, Podosporaceae. Gene Ontology annotation, molecular function: oxidoreductase activity. The transcript is spliced from 4 exons. The record is from RefSeq and is a predicted model, not a curated record. The coding region runs from base 13 to 633 and encodes 206 amino acids.
AGGCGAUAGACAAUGUGCCCAACUUGUUGCUAUUAUCAGCUCGGAGAGAGCGCUUUUGUGCUGUGUACAAGGAGGAUAUCCCAGAUCGGAGCCGAUGGUUUUAGGGCCAAGACAACGGAGAUGCUAGCGGCUUGGCAAAGAAUUGGAGUGGAACAAGGAUGGAAGCUGCAGCACUUUGAUCUCCAAUUGGUUAGAGCUCCCUGCUACCCAGACACCAUUUUGAGCCUCAAAACAUCAAGUGAAGACAAAAUGGGUUUCUUCCGCAAGACCAAAGAUAUCAUCACCCUUUUCCACAAGGCUAGCUCGCCAGGCUCGAAACGAGUGGCUGCUUUGCUCAAGCAAGUCCAGGUCGAGGCAGCUGAAAAGGAUCUGAGGCCUGAGUUUGAUCUCGAGGUCACUGAGCAGCCUCCUACUCUCGAUCAAGUCAAGACCAUUCUCGACUAUGUCGGCCAACCCGGCAUUUCCUCGGUUAUCAAGGGCGCCACCAGUGAGAAUGAGGCACUUCAGAAGUUCAAGCAGAGCGCUGACAGCUUCCAAAAACCUUUGGUUGUCGACUGGGCCAAUGGCAAGGCUCACGUAGGAGAAAACGAGUCUGAGAUCCUGAAGAUGCUCAACGCUCUCCCCAAGAAAUAGAGUGGCAUCUUGCCAAGCCCCUUUCUAUUUCUCUUUUUGUUUUGAUAUCAAAGAAUCAUCUUCUCCCUUCCCUGUAUGUUAGCGAAGGAUACUGGUACUGUUGGGCAUGUACAUGAUGAAUUAGUGCUGUGUUCUCUUUAAGACCUCGUGUUGUUGUUGUUCAUAUGCAAAGUUGUUUUUUCAUGUGACAGGUAGAGAGAGUAUGGCCUCAGCACAGUGUAUUGAGGAGGAAAAGUUAAAUGUCUAUUGUAAAGGCACCACCAAAGGUCGACAAUGGAGCGCGGAAGAAGUGAAUAGGGGUGCUUGGGUGAAGAGGUAGGCGGGGCAACGCUCCUGGGUUGCUUCUGGCAGAGUCCCUCAUUCAAGUCGAGCUCACCAACAAGAGUCGAGAUUUCUACGACAGGAUUUGGUAUUGCCUGCAUCACCUGAGAGACAAUUCACUUACUC